Messenger RNA from Capra hircus (goat), 2189 nucleotides. RefSeq names its product leucine rich repeat LGI family member 2 (gene LGI2). The transcript is spliced from 8 exons. Gene Ontology annotation, biological process: inhibitory synapse assembly. Lineage: Eukaryota; Metazoa; Chordata; Mammalia; Artiodactyla; Bovidae. The record is from RefSeq and is a predicted model, not a curated record. The coding region runs from base 167 to 1801 and encodes 544 amino acids. Gene Ontology annotation, molecular function: protein binding.
GCAUGCUGCUCGGCUGCGGCUCGGCCUCCCACACCCGCGGCGCCCUUGUCCUCGCCAGUAGCGGCAGCGGAGUAGCGAGCAGCGCCCGCGUCUGCAGCGGCGCAGGGUCCGAGCACGCGGCGCGGCGGCGGGGGUCGUGGCCGGGACGGGGACCGGGGACCCGGGCAUGGCGCUGCGGAGGGGCGGCGGGGGGCCGGGGUUGCUGCUGCUGCUGCUGGGCACCGCGUGUCUGACACCGCCGAGCGCGCAGGUGAGGCGGCUGGUGCGCUGCCCCGCCACUUGCAGCUGUACCAAGGAGUCCAUCAUCUGCGUGGGCUCCUCCUGGGUGCCCAGGAUCGUGCCGGGCGACAUCAGCUCCCUGAGCCUGGUAAAUGGAACGUUCUCAGAAAUCAAGGACCGGAUGUUUUCCCAUCUGCCGUCCCUGCAGUUGCUAUUGCUGAAUUCUAAUUCAUUCACAGUCAUCCGGGAUGAUGCUUUUGCUGGACUCUUUCAUCUCGAAUACCUGUUCAUUGAAGGGAACAAAAUAGAAACAAUUUCAAGAAACGCCUUCCGUGGCCUCCGUGACCUGACUCAUCUUUCUUUGGCCAACAACCACAUAAAAGCACUCCCAAGGGAUGUCUUCAGUGAUUUAGACUCUUUGAUUGAACUAGAUUUGAGGGGCAACAAGUUUGAAUGUGACUGCAAAGCCAAGUGGUUGUAUCUGUGGUUGAAGAUGACGAAUUCCACUGUUUCUGAUGUCCUAUGUAUCGGUCCGCCAGAAUAUCAGGAAAAGAAGCUGAAUGACGUGACCAGCUUUGACUAUGAAUGCACAACUACAGAUUUUGUUGUUCAUCAGACUCUGCCCUACCAGUCAGUUUCAGUGGACACGUUCAACUCCAAGAAUGACGUGUACGUGGCCAUCGCUCAGCCUAGCAUGGAGAACUGCAUGGUGCUGGAAUGGGACCACAUCGAAAUGAAUUUCCGGAGCUAUGACAACAUUACAGGUCAGUCCAUCGUGGGCUGCAAGGCCAUCCUCAUUGAAGAUCAGGUCUUUGUGGUGGUGGCCCAGCUCUUCGGCGGCUCUCACAUUUACAGAUACGACGAGAGCUGGACCAAGUUUGUCAAAUUCCAAGACAUAGAAGUCUCUCGCAUUUCCAAGCCCAAUGACAUUGAGCUGUUUCAGAUUGAAGAUGAGACGUUCUUCGUCAUCGCCGACAGCUCCAAAGCCGGUCUGUCAACCGUGUAUAAAUGGAACAGCAAAGGGUUCUACUCGUACCAGUCCCUGCACGAGUGGUUCAGGGACACGGACGCGGAGUUCGUGGAUAUAGACGGAAAAUCGCACCUGAUCCUGUCCAGCCGCUCCCAGGUCCCCAUCAUCCUCCAGUGGAAUAAGAGCUCGAAGAAGUUUGUUCCCCACAGUGACAUCCCCAACAUGGAGGACGUGCUGGCUGUGAAGAGCUUCCGCGUGCAGAACGGCCUCUACCUGUCCCUCACCCGUUUCAUCGGGGACUCCAGGGUCAUGAGGUGGAACAGCAAGCAGUUUGUGGAGAUCCAGGCUCUCCCGUCCCGGGGGGCCAUGACCCUGCAGCCCUUCUCUUUUAAAGAGAAUCACUACCUGGCCCUGGGGAGCGACUACACGUUCUCCCAGAUAUACCAGUGGGAUAAAGAGAAGCAGCUCUUCAAAAAAUUUAAGGAGAUUUAUGUGCAGGCGCCUCGUUCCUUCACAGCCGUCUCCACUGACAGGAGAGAUUUCUUUUUUGCAUCCAGUUUCAAAGGGAAAACAAAGAUUUUUGAACACAUAGUUGUCGACUUAAGUUUGUGAGGGUGUGAUUGGUGAAGUUAAAAGACACGUAGCUUUAGCUCUUACAUGAGAGAACUGGGGGGGAGGGGUGGGGGAGGAAAGAAGCGAGGUUCACAUCUCCGAAAUUGAAAAUGCACUAGGGAAAUAGUUAGAAGUUUGCAAACUUUUAGAACUCAUAUUUUAAUCAGGGAUUGCAUUUAUUGGCUAACUGCAUGACACGUCCAUUCUCCCACUUAAAAAGACAUCCUAAAGCCUGUAAUUACUGAGAAAAGAGUACAGCAUUAACUCUUACCAUCUAGGGAAGUAAUAAGCUUUUUUUUUUUUUUUUUUCCUUUUUAACGAGGAAGGAGAAAACUUGAUAAGUUGGGACUGCUCUUAUAAUGAAAUAAAAACAAAACAAAAAAAAGAC